Molecule: messenger RNA, 3010 nt
Organism: Gossypium raimondii (Peruvian cotton)
Lineage: Eukaryota; Viridiplantae; Streptophyta; Magnoliopsida; Malvales; Malvaceae
Exons: 19
Coding region: 258-2549 (763 amino acids)
Biological process (GO): protein deubiquitination; double-strand break repair via homologous recombination
Molecular function (GO): ubiquitin binding
Source: RefSeq, a predicted model, not a curated record
GUCUUGACUUUCCGGUUUUCACUUUCCUGUUCAUCUAUUUCCUGAAAAGAGUUUUUUAUAUGUUUGUUUGUUUAUUUUAUUAUUAAUGACCAUAUCUAUAUCUUCAUUUUCUUCCCUCUUUUCAAUAUCGAAGAAAAUACAAAUUAAAACAAAAUUUUGGAUCAAAUUUCUAGGGUUUGAUUUCACCGUUCUCUACAACAAUUCAUUUCCAUCACUGUUCCUUCUUUUUUGGUCACAACUGUCCCGGGGUCACUGCAAUGCACCGAGUGGGCAGUGCAGGGAACAAUACCAAUUCUAACCGCCCACGGAAAGAGAAAAGGUUGACAUAUGUACUGAAUGAUACCGCCGACACAAAGCAUUGUGCAGGCAUAAAUUGUUUGGCUGUGCUAAAGUCAUCAGCCUCGGAUGGGUGCGACUAUCUUUUCACUGGUAGCCGUGAUGGCACACUUAAGAGAUGGGCACUUGGUGAAAAUGCUGCCACAUGCUCUGCUACAUUUGAGUCUCAUGUUGAUUGGGUAAAUGAUACUGUUAUUGCUGGUGAUAGUACACUUGUUUCAUGCUCAUCAGACACUACAUUGAAGACGUGGAAUUGCUUGUCUGAAGGAACUUGCACCAGGACUUUCCGUCAACACUCUGACUAUGUUACAUGUCUAGCCGCAGCUGAAAAAAAUACCAAUGUGGUUGCCUCUGGGGGUCUUGGAGGGGAGGUUUUUGUGUGGGAUAUUGAAGCUGCAGCAACUCCAGUCUCUAAAUCCAGUGAUGUAGUGGAAGAUGAUUGUUCCAACAGUAUGAAUGGUUCGGCAAAUUUGUUACCGAUAUCAAGUCCGAGAACAAUUAGCUCAAGUAACAGCAUUAGGACGCACGCAACUCAGUGUCAUGGAUAUGUCCCCAUUGCUGUCAAAGGUCACAAAGAAUCGGUCUAUGCAUUGGCAAUGAAUGGUAGUGGCUCCCUUCUUGUCUCUGGUGGAACUGAGAAGGUUGUGCGAGUUUGGGAUCCAAGAACUGGUUCAAAGAAUAUGAAACUAAGAGGGCAUGCAGAUAACAUUAGGGCUUUGCUUCUGGAUUCUACUGGCAGAUAUUGUUUGUCAGGGUCCUCGGAUUCUAUGAUCAGGCUGUGGGACCUUGGUCAACAACGCUGUGUGCAUUCAUAUGCUGUGCACACAGAUUCUGUUUGGGCACUUGCAAGCACCCCAACAUUUAGUCAUGUUUAUAGUGGUGGUAGAGAUCUUUCUUUAUAUCUGACAGACUUGACAACAAGAGAGAGUCUUUUGCUUUGCACCAAGGAACAACCAAUUUUGCAGUUGGCAUUGCAUGAUGAUAGUAUAUGGGUUGCAACUACAGAUUCUUCAGUUUGUAGGUGGCCUGCUGAGGGACGGACUCCUCAGAAUGUCUUCCAAAGAGGUGGUUCAUUUUUGGCUGGAAACUUGUCUUUUUCGAGGGCAAGAGUUUCAUUAGAAGGGUCUACCCCAGCCCCUGUUUAUAAAGAACCAAUCUUUACCAUUCCUGGAACUCCAGCAAUUGUUCAGCAUGAAAUUUUAAAUAACAGAAGGCAUGUAUUGACAAAGGAUGCUGCUGGUUCAGUAAAGCUCUGGGAGAUAACCAGGGGUGUUGUGAUUGAGGAUUAUGGACAGGUUUCAUUUGACAAGAAAAAGGAACAGCUUUUUGAGAUGGUAAGCAUUCCUGCAUGGUUCACUGCGGAUACCCGGCUUGGAUGCUUGUCUGUUCAUUUAGACACGCCCCAGUGCUUUACUGCAGAGAUGUAUUCUGUAGAUCUGAACAUAACUGGCAAGCCUGAGGAUGAUAAGGUUAAUCUAGCUCGUGAAACCCUUAAAGGUCUUUUGGUUCAUUGGUUGGCCAAAAGAAGGCAAAGACAUGGCACCCAGGCUUCUGCUAAUGGAGAUGUUGUAUCAGGAAAAGAUAUGACUGCCAGAAGUUCUGCUCAUUCAAGGAUUGAGGUAGAUGGAAAUGCUGAAAAUGACUCAUUGGUCUAUCCUCCUUUCGAGUUUUCUACUGUUUCCCCUCCCUCAAUUAUUACCGAGGGUUCCCAAGGAGGUCCUUGGAGAAAGAAAAUUACUGAAUUGGAUGCAACCGAGGAUGAGAAGGACUUCCCUUUGUGGGUUUUGGAUUGUGUAUUAAAUAAUCGGCUACCACCUAGAGAAAAAACCAAGUGCAGCUUCUAUCUUCAUCCAUGUGAAGGUUCAGCUGUUCGGAUACUGACACAAGGAAAGUUAAGUGCUCCUCGCAUAUUGAGAAUGCAUAAGGUUGUUAAUUAUGUCAUAGAAAAGCUGGUGCUUGACAAACCAAUUGAUAGUUUAAAUAUCGAUGGGACAUAUGCUGCUGGACUUGGAGGACAACCGCAACAUUCAGCAGGUGGAGAGGGAUCUCUUCGGUCUGGAUUGAAGCCUUGGCAAAAGCUUCGGCCUUCUAUUGAGAUUUUAUGCAAUAAUCAGGUACUGUCUCCGGAGAUGAGCUUAGCCACUGUGCGGGCUUACAUAUGGAAGAGACCUGAGGAUUUGGUACUUAAUUAUAGAAUGAUUCAAGGCAAGUGAUUAUUGUUGACUUCUGGGGCCAGGUUGGUCUUCCAAUGAAAAUCUCAUGCUUUUUGCCAAGUGUUAGGACAUAUUUUUCUGAGGUUGCCUAUCAUGAUCAGAAGUGUCUGUGGAUGUGGAUCCUUGUGUAUUUGGAAAGACGUCUGGUUUUCAAACCGGGGGCAUUCUCUACUCUGUUGAGAGGAUGGUGGUUAAUGUUAGACGUGCAUGCAUUAGCCAUACAUCAGAUAAAAGCUGUAGGACGGACAUGCAAGUGGCGGAGCAGUUUGCAACUCCGAGUGACAAUCAGCCAGAAGAACACCGGGUACUUUCUUGGACAAAAAGAAAAGGUAUAUGAUGUCGAAAGCUCUGUAUAUUUAAAUUGUGGGGGUACAGGACAUAGUCAUAGAACUGUUGUCAUAAAGUUGAAUAUUUUUGUUUAUUAUUUCCUGGAAAUAAAACAAUCAAUUUUGCAUUGAAAA